Penicillium bovifimosum is the source of this 1668-nucleotide messenger RNA. RefSeq lists its product as uncharacterized. Lineage: Eukaryota; Fungi; Ascomycota; Eurotiomycetes; Eurotiales; Aspergillaceae. Bases 1 to 1668 code for a protein of 555 amino acids. The record is from RefSeq and is a predicted model, not a curated record. The transcript has 7 exons. Gene Ontology annotation, molecular function: amino acid transmembrane transporter activity. Gene Ontology annotation, cellular component: membrane. Gene Ontology annotation, biological process: amino acid transmembrane transport.
AUGCCCGACUUCGACACGUCUCCUAAGGCGUGCAGACACGAGAAUGAGAUAGUCAAAGACGAGACUAGCGGCCGCGGGUCGAUAUCAAGCACAGGUAAAGCAGAACUAGGAGAGAUCGAAGAGACCAGAAAUGGUCAAUUCCAUCGGUCCUUCUCACCUCGUCAGGUCCAUAUUAUUUCUUUAGGCUCCAACAUCGGAAGUGGUGUCUUCAUCGCUACCGGCAAAGCCCUAGCCAUCGGUGGGCCGGGUAACAUGAUUAUUGCCUACACUAUGGUGUGCACUUGUGUUUGGGCUGCCCUGCAGUCGCUCUCGGAGAUGACAAUUGCAUUCCCGGUUUCUGGGAAUUAUAUCGACUAUGUAGAUCGUUGGGUUGACCCGGCCCUGGCUUUUGGCGCAGGAUUUGCCGAGUGGCUUGGAUGGACGGCUAUUGUUGCCUCUGAAGCAGGAUUUUUCAAUGUUUUGGUUCAGUAUUGGGCUGGGGGAUCCUUGCCAUUAGCCGCGUCGAUUACAAUAUUCUUGGUCGCUUGUCUAACGAUAUUCGCUCUGCCGAACAAAGUGUUUGCUUGGUUUGAAUAUGCAACAUCGCUCAUCAAGAUUGUGAUAUUCCUCAUCAUCAUUUUACUUUCCCUAGCCCUCGUUCUGGGUGCUGGACCCAGCGGCUACGUCCAUCAUGGAGACACCUGGACUACACUUCCUCCAUUUCUGAAUGGCUUCACGGGAUUUGCAAAUUGCGCACUCCUUGCGGUCUGGGCUGUUGGUGAUCAGGUAUUCAUUGGGAUCAUGGGAGGAGAAGCCGAAAGCCCGCGAUACUCGAUGGCUCAUGCCACAAAGCUUGUGCCGUUCCGGGUCAACUUCAUCUACGUGGUCAGUGUUGUGUUCAUCACAAUCUUGGUCCCGUCGGACGACGAUCGUCUCCUAGGAGGUAGCGGUGUUGCCGCCUCGCCCUUUAUCAUCGCAGUUCAGGAUUCUGGCAUCCCCGGGAUAGCUUCAAUCUUGAACGCCGGAAUGAUUUGUGGUGUUGUCGCAAUUUCUGCUGAGAGUGUUUAUCUCUCGUCUAGAGUGCUGAGGACUAUGGCCCAUCAGAAUCUCAUCUGGGAACGCCUUGCUAAGGUGGAUUCCAAGGGACGUCCACGAUUGGCAUUGAUCAUCACAUGUGUCGUCGCUGUUGUUUUGUCUUACAUCCAACUUGCUGCUGGUGGCCUCACCGUUCUGAACUGGUUGAUCUCGAUCACUAGCGCUUCCUUCUUCACCAACUGGAUUAUUAUGUCCUUCGUCAAUUGGCGCUUCCACGGUGCACUGGAGGCACAACAUGACCCGCUUUUCACCGAGAUUUACGCUUGGAGAUCAUCUUGCUGGCCACUUGCACCAGCAUGGCUUACGCUUAUCUCUGUAUUCCUGUUGGUUUGCUGUAUCCUCUCGGGCAUUGAACAAGUGGGUGGGUCUGGCUUCAGUGCGUCAAAUUUCUUUCAGUAUAUGCUCGGAUUUCUGAUAAUCGCCGGCUUCACUAUCGGAUACAAGAUAAUUCACAGGACUCCCUUGAGGGAUCCAAAAACAGCAGACCUGAAGACUGGUCGACGUCCGUUGUCUGUUCAUGAGAUUAACAUGCUGGACACAUACUACAAACAGCCGGCAUGGAGGAGAUUUUUCACUUAUGUUCAAUUAUGGUAG